Messenger RNA from Varanus komodoensis (Komodo dragon), 1544 nucleotides. RefSeq names its product SCAN domain-containing protein 1-like. The coding region runs from base 149 to 997 and encodes 282 amino acids. The record is from RefSeq and is a predicted model, not a curated record. The transcript is spliced from 3 exons. NCBI's taxonomy places the organism in Eukaryota, Metazoa, Chordata, Lepidosauria, Squamata, Varanidae.
GUUCCGGAGGCGGGCCAGAGGGUCGCGAGCGGGCCUUGGUAAGGGCAGAAUUUUCUCCAAGAAAAGAAAACACAGCACCUGUGGGGGGAGUCUGUUCCCCAGAUAUCCUAACAUAACUGAAGGGUUGGCAAACAGACUUGCCAGAAGAAUGGCUACCAAAGUGCAAGAGCAGAGCUUGGAUGCCUCUUGCACUGACCCAGCAGAGGAGGGGGAUCCCAGUAAUGGCAUUGUGGCCAAGCAUCAGGACUUGGAUAGGGGCGAGCCCAAGGCAAACGGUGAAUGUUCACGAGCAGGAGCCAAACAUUCGGAGAUGCCAGCACAGCCUGCCGAUCAGGGGGAAGCCGCAAGCUUGCAGGGCAAGCAAGAAGAGGAGCCAAAGCCGGAGGCCUCCUUGGUGCCUCCUCUGGCAGAGGGCGCGGUACCAGUUGCUGUGCCACCUUUGGGAGAAGGGAAAGGGGCCAAGCGGAUGAUGGAGGAUGAUGUGGAUGCUGACAAUUACAAAGAAAUGCCUGAUGUCUGCCAGGAAGCGAGAGAACCGGGCCGGGCUAUGCUUUUGCCAGAUCUCUUUGGAGAUGCUGAACAUGCUCACAGCAGCCUGGAUGUUGGUAGGGCUGGCGGCUGUGCCAAGGUGGAGCAAGCGGUCCCUUGCCUCUCCAACAUGGGCUCGGAGAAUCAGCGCAAGCGCUUCCGGGGCUUUGCCUACAAAGAGACUGAAGGGCCGCAAGUGGCUUAUGAGCGACUGCAGGAACUUCUGUUCCAGUGGCUGAAGCCGGAGGCCCGCAGCAAGGAGGAAAUUGUUGAACAGCUCGUCCUCGAGCAGUUCCUGAACCUUCUCCCAGAGGAUGUCCAGCGUUGGGUUCGGGAGCGGCACCCUGAAAAUGGGGAUGAGGCUGUAGCCCUGGCAGAAGACUACCAGUUCCUGCAUCCUGAGCCAGGCAGACGGCCCUUCCCAGAGAGGGCGAGGCAGAGGGCUUCAGCCAGGUCUUGGCUCCGCUGAAACCGCCAGGCCAGGCAGGCAGGAUUGGAUAUCAGCUGAGAGAAUGGAAGACCUGGUUAUCUAUCCAGCUGGAGACAAGCUUAGAUGGGCAAGAAGAAUCUGGGAAUCAAACUACAAUACACACUUACUCGGCAUGAAAAGAGCUUGACGGCCUUUCCCUGUAGGAUGGUCUUUACCUGGAGGGAAGCUCACAGUUCAUUUUGUGUGUGCGUGCUUGUACAUCCAUGCAUCUGUUUCUGCGUACUUUCUUGUGUGCAUGUAUGGAAGAGUGUUGUGUGGGAAAGGACUGGCAAAACCACGUCUGGCGUCCGCCACCUUCUCCAGAUUGCCCCUGCACCAGCAGCACCAGAAUGGGUGGGAGGAGCGACAAAGCAGGCUCUGAAGGGAGCUUGCGUUGUUCGUAAAAUUGGGUGGGGGUGAGCGCACCGCAUGAGCCUUCAGAGAGGAUGUGGGGGGGGGGGAGGCCUUGUGGUGGAGGAACCCAGCGCUGCACACCUGUCUCGUUUAGGUUGAUGCCCGACAUUGGAGCCAAGCUUUUCUAGUGCCC